UAAAAAAUACAAAAAAAAUCUUCCUUAGUUUUCUUUUUCUUUUGGUGAAGAUCAGAUACAUCAGAAAUAUGGCUGAGGCGAUCGUUUCUAUGGUGCUUGAAGGCUUCAAAAGCCUCCUUGUGAACGAAGCCAAGUCCUUGAGGGGAGUCAGUGAUCAGUUUGAGCAUGCACAGAUCGAACUCUACUUGAUGCGGGGCUACCUGAAAGAUGCAGAUGCAAAACAAGGAGACGAUGAAUUAGUACGUAUUUGGGUUGGUAUUAUUAGAGAUGCUGCUUAUGAUCUGGAGGAUAUCAUUGAAUCCUUUGUCUUGAAAGUGGCUGCUAGGAGGAAAAGAAGUAUUAAGCUUGUUCUGAAAAGGUAUGCUUGUAUCUUGAGUGAAGGAAUUAAUCGUCACAAGAUAGGGUCGGAGAUUGAGAACAUUGCGACCAAACUUUCUAAGCUGAAAUCGAGCUUAGAAGGUUAUAGCAUAGCAAGGCAAAUAGGGGGGAGUUUAAGUGCUACUUCUUUUGAGAGGCAACAAGAUUAUCGGUUAACUUAUUCUCAUGUUGUUGAACAUCAUUUUGUUGAGUUAAAGGAAGAGAUUGACCUGUUGGCCGAAAAUUUGGUUAAAAAAAAUUACCAAAUUGUUUCUAUUUGGGGGAUGGGCGGUUUGGGGAAGACCACCCUUGCAAAACAUCUUAAUAAUCAUAAGGAUGUUAGGGCUGAAUUUGAUUGUUUUGCUUGGGUAUGUGUAACUCAACAAUUUCAAAAGGAAGAUGUGUGGAAGAAGAUUUUGGUUCAACUUACAUCUGAUGCCGACAAGGACAAAAUUGAAAAAAUGGAGACGGAUGAAAUUGCAGGGGAGCUUUGUGUACUGCAACGAAAGAAGAAAUGUUUAGUGGUUCUUGAUGACAUGUGGACUCGUGAUGCAUGGAAAUCUUUAAGAGCUGGAUUUCCAAUGAACGAGGGAACAGGAAGUCGAGUACUCAUCACCACUCGCAACAAAGAAGUUGUUUCGGAGGCGCAUGAAAGUGUUUACUUGCAUCAAAUUCGGCCCCUGAAUGAUGCUGAAAGCUGGGAACUAUUCAAGAAGAUAGUAACGUUUGGAAGAGAUAACACAAACUCGGAAGACGAUAGAAAGAAGGAAAAACUAGGGGAGGAGAUGCUGAAACAUUGCGCAGGUUCGCCAUUGGCUAUCGUCGUGCUUGCAGGACUUCUAGCUAGAAAAGAAACAGUUGAAGAUUGGAAGACUGUGCAAAAGAAUGUUGGCGCAUAUAUAGGGAGAGGCACAGACCUUGAAUCACGGUACAAAGGUGAAAAUAGUGAAGGUACCUCACGUGUAUUGGCAUUGAGCUAUGAGAGCUUACCAUAUCAUUUAAAACCGUGCUUCCUAUAUUUGGGUCAUUUUCCCGAAGAUCGUGAGAUACCGAUGAAAAGAUUGAUUCAAUUGUGGAUUGCAGAAGGUUUUAUCUAUUCAGCAUCUGGAGAAUUGUUGGAAGAUGUAGCAUACAAUUGCUUAAACGAGUUGGUCAUAAGAUGUAUGGUUCAAGUUGGACAUCGCGGUUCAACCAAUAAGAUUAAAUCUUGUCGCCUCCAUGAUCUUAUGCGAGAUUUGUGCUUGUUAAAGGCGAAACAUGAGAAUUUCGUCCAUAUUUCAGAUUCUUUUGCCAGGGCAACCCCAGUAUCACCAAGUGGUAAAGUUCGAAGACAUGUCAUCUAUUUAGACAAAAUACGUGACAUAUUAACUCCCCCAACGGAUGCUCAACUUAGGUCUUUGUUAUACUUUACGUCAGAAUACCGAGGAGUGAUUUUGCAAGGAAAACCAAUUCGACCAAGGUUCCAGGAUUUCAAAUUGCUUAGAGUUUUGAGUUUGGAAGAGUUUGAAAGAAAAGUAGAGUUACCGAGCACAAUUGGGAAUCUAGUGCACUUGAGGUUUUUUAGUCUCAAUGGUUGUUUCGUAACACGAUUUCCAUCAUCUAUGUCUAAGUUGGUAUGUUUGCAAACUCUAGAUUUACGUUGUUUGGGCUUUGGCAGGAAAAGGCGUCUCAGAAAUCUGCACAAUGUGAUUCGACAUUUGGGACAAUUGAGACAUUUAUAUUUACCAGCUAUAUGGUUCAGAGAGGCAGAGAAGAGAGUCUUGCCAUUGGCUACUCUUGGAAAUUUGCAGACAUUAGUCAAUGUUUCGAACUACGAUAGUGGUUUGAGUGAUCUUACUGGAUUGGCCAGUCUUAGGAAAAUGUCCAUCGUUAUAGUAAAACUGAAAUAUGAGAUGAAAAUCAUUGAUUCUGAAAGCAUACGAUCCAACCAUGUUCAGUCUCUGUCUCUGUCUCUGAGAUCUUCAACUAAGGUAGAGGUUUUGGUAAGGAUUCUACUAAGCUGUCGUAAUAUAUACAAGCUGAAACUUCAAGGGCGAAUUGCAGAGUUACCGAAAGACCUGCUGGACUAUCCAAACCUGACCAAGAUAAAGCUUUACAGAGCUUCUUGCAUGGACGAGCACAUAAAACUACUAGAGCAGCUGCCGCAUUUGAAAUUUCUUACGCUUCAGGACGUCACUUUGGAGAAUCCAAUACUUGUCUUCUCCAAACAAGGCUUUCCUUGUCUCGAAUUUCUUUCCAUUUCUAUGAUAUCUCAACUAAAGGAGUGGAGGGUGGAACAAGGAGCCAUGAAUUGCCUCCGUAGAUUGCAAGUUAUAUGGUGUCCACAGUUGAAGGAAGUUCCAGAUGGGCUUCGAUUUAUUGGAAAACUCGAGGAAUUGAGCAUCAGGAUGCCCCGUGAAUUCUGUAGUGCACUUCGGAAAGGAGGAAAGGAUUUUGACAAGAUCAAACAUGUUGCUUCUGUUAACUUGGACAGUGAACGAUACUGAUUAGCAGAUGCCUCCAUCUCACAAAAUAAGAUCCGAGCGAAACAAGAGACCGGAUUGGGAGCAGUUCAGUUCUGAGGAAUCUACAGCGGAUGCUGUGUGAGAUUGACUUUGUUCUUCUACCAGUUGUGUAUGAAACAUCUUUUAUUUCUUUGUUGAUUUGUUAUAUUAAACAUAUAGCUCGUGAUGAUCAGCUGCUUCUAAGGAAAUAGUCGAAUAAAAGUUAUGGAUAAUAAUGUGAAUGAUUGUGAGCCUCUUCAUCCAUUGCCAAUCGGUUUUGAAUUGAUGCUCGCAGUCUAAUAGUAUUUAAUUGUUUAUGUUUCACAAUAUAUGUGGUUUAAUCUACGUUUGUACAUAAAUAAUUAUGCAUUCUAUG
Messenger RNA from Pyrus x bretschneideri (Chinese white pear), 3216 nucleotides. Its product is annotated as probable disease resistance protein RF9. NCBI's taxonomy places the organism in Eukaryota, Viridiplantae, Streptophyta, Magnoliopsida, Rosales, Rosaceae. Gene Ontology annotation, molecular function: ADP binding. The transcript is spliced from 3 exons. The record is from RefSeq and is a predicted model, not a curated record. Gene Ontology annotation, biological process: defense response to other organism. Bases 69 to 2843 code for a protein of 924 amino acids.